Messenger RNA from Recurvomyces mirabilis, 2148 nucleotides. RefSeq lists its product as uncharacterized. The transcript is spliced from 2 exons. Lineage: Eukaryota; Fungi; Ascomycota; Dothideomycetes; Mycosphaerellales; Teratosphaeriaceae. The record is from RefSeq and is a predicted model, not a curated record. The coding region runs from base 1 to 2148 and encodes 715 amino acids.
AUGGAUGAGCCAAAUCAUCUGGACGGCUUGUGCACGUUAUGCCGGAACUUCUGCCAGCAUGGACUCGAACGCCUACUCAGGACACCACUGGAUGAGCAACCUACUCCGCUGCAUCAUCAUUUGACAUUGGCAGCACUACAGCAGUCCGCUACCUUAGGCUGCCGAUUAUGCCAUACCUUCGGGAAAGCGUUCCUUGCCAGGAACUAUCGCUCUCGUCAGAUCGACGUCCACCAGUGGACCCAGAAGCUCGAUGAUCGAUGCAGUGGCUACGCAUUUCAGAUUAGCCUAGGCUGGUUGGCUCCAUCUGGCAUUCCCACACAGCAGUCUCCAGGCGGUCAAAAUCUGGUGAGAGCGGCAGACAAGAUAGUCUUUUACCGUCAUCAAGCAUCGGACUUCGAGGUGGACGACGAUGACGAGCUCGCACGGGAGCUAUGGAUGCUCGACGAUACCACAACGGCAGCCCACAGACCAAUCAUGCCGGAUGUUGAUUGGGAGAUUCCUCGAAAAUGGAUUCUUGCUUGUUCCCGAGAUCAUCAAGCUUGUCGUGGCCGGGGAAUGGGAUGUUUGCCAUUCCGUAUACUAGAUGUCACUUCCAUUGAUAACCUGCGCCUUGUUGAGUCUUCAGACGAGCGGGCGGAGUACGUGACGCUCAGCCAUCGAUGGGGCAGUAACUCUCCUCGUAUCACUACCAAAGCAACAUUAGAUGGCAACCUCAAGGGCAUCACCAUGACUUCGCUUCCCAGAAUGUUCCAGGAUGCAGUCACGGCGACCCGAACGCUAGGCUACCAAUAUCUUUGGAUCGACAGCAUUUGCAUUGUUCAGGACGAUCCCGCAGACUGGCGGCAACAGUGUGCGAGGAUGCACGAAAUAUACUGGCACGCCGCUGUAUGCAUUGCGUGUCCCGGCAGCGCUAACGCUUCGGAUGGUUUCCUGCACCCUAGAGCCUCCAAGCCAGGCGCCACCACCAUCCCAUACUACACUACGGCAGAUCGUGUCGGCGAGUGUCAACUCCGCAUCGUAUCCUUUGCGACCGAGACCGAGAGAGCCGCUGAUGACCUGGGCAGACGCAAGCCGCACAGCAAACAUGACCAUCUCAGAGGUCGUGCGUGGUGCAUGCAGGAGCGCCUAAUGCCAUCUCGCGUACUCUACUUCGGUACCGAUCAGAUGGCCUUCGAAUGCAAUACCAUGUACCAGUACGAAGACCAUCGCCUGCCCUUUCCGAAUGGCGGCUACGAGGACAAUCUACCGAAAGACGUCCUGACUCAAGCGUACAGUUCUGGCGGAUUCUCCGUGUGGCACGACAUUGUCGAACACUACACUAAGUGUAGCCUAACUCGCGCCGAGGACAUAUUGCCGGCAUUAUCUGGGGUCGCCGCAUUCUACUCCAGCAGGCUUCUGGACUCAGAAUAUGUAGCGGGUAUCUGGCAGGCUGAUCUACCAGACGGGCUACUCUGGUUCCGUGCUUGGGAUUCCGAUUGGUGGUGGGAGGAGCCUAGCACACGGCCGGAGGACUUACCUCGCCCGAUGAUAGCUGCUGAUGGGGUCCUACCUGGCUGGUCAUGGGCAUCUUGCCGCUAUCCGAUCAGCUACGACGACCUGCGCCACUACAGCAAGACGAAGAACGAGAGCGAACACAGCGUUGCCGACUGCGAGAUCCUUAACGUGACGACCAACCUUACCGGUGAAGAUCCUCAUGGUGAAGUCAGCGGGGGCGACCUUCACUUACGAGGCAAGCUCAAGCGGUGUUUCUUCCGCUACCGUAAAUGUCGCACUUUCAUCCUCGAAGCCAUCCACGACGAGGACGGAAACAUCCUUGCGACGAAUGACUUAGCUCUCGCCUCCAAUUACACGGAUCCCGAUGACCCUGGCAUCGCAAUGGCGAGUCCACCAGAAGUGCUGGUUCUGAGUAUGCAGUUCCGACUUGACGAACAUGAGCUUCCAUUGAGUCCUUCCGUCCAAGCCAAGCAGAAUGAUGAGCUGGAUGAGGUUUGGUGUUUCUUGGUCUCUGCAUCUGCAGUACUGGUGCUCAGGCCCUCGGUCGACCAGUCAGGGUGUUUCAUCCGCAUUGGACUUCUGAAACAGCAGUGGGAUCCUAGUCUGGAUGUGCUGUUUACUACAGCCGACAAACAGGACGUCCACAUCGUGUAG